AUGACUGGACGACGCAUGAUUCAAGUGCUGAGGUGGGUGCAGGUGUGGAUGCUGCUUGCACCUACCUUCUUAGCGCAUGCAGUACAUAUACAAGACCAAGCCACCGAUGCCUUGAUCUGUCCGAUAUCUGAAUUCUAUGGACUGGAGUUGCCAACAUGCUCGAUAUAUGAAGACAGCAGCACCUACAGUUAUAAUAAAGGAUCUAUUGAUCCCGAACCAUCCGUCACCGCCUCGGAUCCUAGUUCUUCGACAGCCGCAUCAGAAAAUGCCGAUGUUAAUGAACUCGACGCGGAAUCCCUACUCGAUAAUGCCAAUUUCCUCUCGUUUGAGGAUUGGAAGAAACAGAAUCUUGCCAAGAAUGGCCAGUCUGCGGACAACGUCGGAAGCAGACGGCAGGGUAGUGAUAUCAGCAACGAACGUCGCACACAGGCCAGAGCUAUGAACAAUGCUCUUGAUUCACUUGGUGAUGAUGCAGAGAUUGAGCUGAACUUUGGUGGCGCGUUUGGCUCUGAUGCCGCGCAACCUACAGUCUGGGAAAGUGGGAAUCCUUACGAUAAUAGCGCCAUGAAUACCGACGGUGAACCAAGCGCCGUCGGUGGCUCUGCCGAUGGUGUUUCUGCCGUGGGAAGGCGAAAGGACGCCGGGACCACGUGCAAAGAACGGUUUAAUUAUGCAUCUUUUGACUGCGCCGCUACCGUGCUGAGGACAAAUCCCCAAUGUUCGGGGUCAUCCUCCAUUUUGAUUGAACACAAGGACAGUUACAUGUUAAACGAGUGUCGUGCAAAGGAGAAAUUUCUCAUCUUGGAACUUUGUGACGACAUCCUGGUUGAUACAAUCGUUCUUGCCAACUACGAAUUUUUCAGCUCCAUUUUUCGCACCUUUAAAGUGAGCGUGUCAGAUCGAUAUCCUGUGAAAGCAGACAAAUGGAAAGAGCUUGGAAUAUUUGAAGCCAAGAACACUCGUGAGGUGCAAGCUUUUGCGAUUGAGAACCCGUUGAUCUGGGCUAGAUAUGUGAAAAUCGACUUUCUCACACACUACGGGAAUGAAUUCUACUGCCCACUCAGCCUCGUUCGAGUACAUGGUACGACCAUGUUAGAAGAGUAUAAGAAUGAGGGGGAUAUCAAUCACUCUGACGAAGACAUGCUUGAUGGAAUUGCGGAAGAAGUCGAGAUGUUUGUAGAGGAGCAGGAUGUGGCAAUGGACCACCCCUCUGAUAACGUUAUAUUACCAAUACCGAGUUCGGUCUCGGAUUAUUUGGAAUAUAUGAGCCCGCUUAAUGGCAGCGUACUUGAAAUGGCCGCUUUCGAUUAUUCUGUCUCAGAGACAGCUACAUGCAGCGCAGACGAAUAUCUAGCGUCUGAGAUAGAUGCAACGUCGAACAAGACUCAUCCAAGCACGCCAGCUGCUGGCUCUCUAGUGACAGGCGGUCUUAAUUCUACAGUCAUGGCUCCAGCCGACUCGAAAACAACUGCAGACCGUUCACGCGAUCGUACAGAACAGCCUACCACCAGCGAAUCGAACACGCCUCCACGCAUCGAGAACCAGGAUGCGACGUCACGCGGUUCAGUAUCGGACUCAUCAAUUGUUCCCGGAGAAGACUUCACAUCUACUUUGGAGCCUACAAAAGUGGCGCCCUCGCCUCCGCCCUCGCCUAAUCCGACUACUCAAGAGUCGUUUUUCAAAUCCGUUAACAAACGGCUACAGAUGUUGGAAUCUAAUUCGUCGCUGUCGUUGCUCUAUAUUGAGGAACAAUCACGGAUGUUGAGGGAUGCAUUCAGCAAAGUCGAGAAGCGACAGCUAGCCAAAAUGAAUUCAUUUCUUGAAGAGUUGAAUGCGACAGUCGUCGAAGAGAUAAAAAACCUUCAGUCCGUUUAUCAGUCGCUCAGUACCAUCGUGCUGGAUGAUUUUGAACACCAGCAACGCGAGGUUUCUUCGGCCUCAACUCAACUCGCUAUCUUGACCAAUGAACUCGUUUUUCAGAAACGCAUGACCGCGUUGUCUAGUGUCCUGAUUAUUAUUUUGUUUGCUCUCAUUCUCUUUCCGCGUGGAACGGGCAUUGUGGGAAUUGACCUGCCCAGCAUGAUGGCGUGGUCUCCGCGUCCAUCUUCACCAGCCAAGGUGUCAAGGACACCGACUACAGGGCCGUCUAGUCCGAGUCUAGAGUCGGAGACCUCGACUUCACCUCCUUCCAACCAGUCGACAGCGACGAUAACAAACAAGAAGAAAACAACCCAGCGAAAAUGCUCCAAUGCACUUCAUCACAACUCUAUAAAGGACCUUCGCAACUGUUCCAAUGCAUUGGCACAUUCGUCUGAAGAGGAUAUACAUAUUGCAGGGUACGAAAACGACGGACGUUUUCGCUCUUUAUCCGACUUUUCUGAUUCUGAAAUAAAUAAGAUUCCGUACACACCCUUUUCAUCAGAUCUUCGACAUAUGCUCGGUUAUGAUGCUGUACGACCAACUCUUCGCGUCGCCAAACAGGCAUCUUCCUCUUCUUCCCCUUCGCCUAUCCCUGCAAUUUCUCCUUCAACACUCCAACAGGAUCGACCUGUUAGUAGUCCGCCGGUCUUGAACGAAGCUUCCAGACCAGUUACCAACGGAGGUGAAGGUGGUGAUGAUAUGGGAGAUGGGAAGAGCGAUAGCUCUACCGAACCUUUCCCGCCAUUUCCUUCUAAUUGA
Talaromyces atroroseus is the source of this 2679-nucleotide messenger RNA. RefSeq lists its product as hypothetical. Gene Ontology annotation, cellular component: membrane; cytoplasm. The record is from RefSeq and is a predicted model, not a curated record. Gene Ontology annotation, biological process: protein folding in endoplasmic reticulum. Bases 1 to 2679 code for a protein of 892 amino acids. The transcript has a single exon. Lineage: Eukaryota; Fungi; Ascomycota; Eurotiomycetes; Eurotiales; Trichocomaceae.